AUGGACGAGCUGCAAGGAUUGGUUUCGAGGCGGUUUCAGUUGUUCACUCAGCUGGUGAUGUGGACCAUCGAACUGCAAAAGUUGGAGGCGUGCCUGGCAGAUGCUGUUCCUGACGGUGCGUCUGAGGACAGCGACUUCAAUGCCAUAUUGAUGCAACUCAUGGCAAAGGAUAUGAGGCGUGUGGAUGGCAUGGAUGAGAACUUGACAUUCCUCAAGCAGCAGGUUGAUGAGGUGGACGUUAUCCUUAGCGUUGUGAACUCUGAGAUGAGGUCCGUAAGGAGCGACUUUGACCAGAAACUGAGCGCAGCGAUGCUCUCGAAGAUGGACCAUCACAAAGCAGCUGAGAUGCUUGAAGGUUCUGGGUCCAAAGACGUCCAGGACCUUGAGGAGAAGGUGAAACGCUUGCAGGAUAGUCAGCAGCAGAGCAUGCUGAAGAUUGCUGGGCUCCGGUCUGCACAUAAGCACGCUGAAGCCCAGGCGAACUUCGCCCUGGAGAAGUUGAAGAGGCUCCAACUUGAGGUUGGAAGCAUUGUCGACCAGGUGGUCACGCAGCAGACACGGCUGGACUAUUUGCUGGUGCACGGUGCAGCAAUCCAACAUGACAAAGACAGUGGCUUCAGGUCCAUUGUGUCUGUCGGAGCUGGAGAGAAGGACAAGGGUGACAAGCCGAGGAAAUCACUGAAGGGUGGAGCAACGAUGCCAACGAGGCAGUUCGAGAAGACAAAAACAGAAGGUGCUGAUGCUGUUAGUCCUGAUGCCAAAUUGGAUGCCUCUGAUGAGGUCAAUGCUGCGCGUAUUGCCAAGAUGGGAAGGAGGCUCUUAGAGCUCGACUCAGAGGUGAACCGAACGGUGCAGGAGCUCCGAGGUGAUCUCCAGGCGACAAACAAAACUUUGCUCGCCUUCUUGGAGCUUCUGCCUCGUCGUUUGAGAAGGAUUUUGCAAAGACAGCUAUUUCCGGAGCCUGCUGAGGAGGACGAGAUCAAGGUGGAGUUCAAAGCUGGAAGUGACGGAACAGAUGCUGGCAAGCGACACGUGAUGUUUGACGAAAAUGUGGAGACCCGCACCUUCACAGUGGAGGAGCAAGAUAGCCGUCUCCCCUGGCAACUCGCUGGUGAGCCAGACAUCAAGUGGAGCUGGUGUUAUAAACCACGAGAUGAGAUGGGCCGUGACUUGGCCAUGUGCCUCGAGAAGUUUGAGACCGACCGGGACGACUUCGAAGCGAAGAUCAUUCAGUGGCUUCAAACCGGUGGUGCCACUCCGCCACCCAUGCCAAAAUCACAAGCCCCUGCAUGGAAUACUCUACGUGACUCAGAUGCCAUUGUGGCCAACUUCUCAGAAGACUCCGGGGUGAUGAUGCCACAGAUGAUGCAUUUGGAAGAGCGUCUCGAGAGGCUUGGAAGUGACAUGUUCAACCUCAGGAGGGCGCAGGACAAUGAUCACGUCCAGAAAGCAGACCGGGAGGAGCUUCAGCAGUUACUGGCGCGUUUUAAAUUCUUCGAGAAGCUCAACAUUCCAGAUUUGAAGAUUCGCAUCGAGUCCCUGGAGGGUGACACCAAGUUCACAGCUCAGAACCUUGCAGACUUCUCUGAGAAGCUUUACAAGGUAGAAGCUGUGGCGGUUCCCCGUACUGAGCUCACCAAGGUGCAGAAAGGCUUUGAUGAGUUGAGGUCGGAUCAUCAAGCUAUGAAGGUCGAGCUAAAGGAAAUGUCCGCCACAACAUACAAUGCCAACCGCAAGUUUGUCCAUGAGUUGGGGGAGGCAAAGGCCUGGACACAGCAGGCGAUCACGGGCCUUCAGAAGCAGAAGGCGGAUGCGCCCGACGUGGCGCAGUUGUCCGAGAAGGUGGGAAAGCUAGAAUACUCGAUCAAGGACAACCGACGCAUCCUUGGAGAUCUUGGUGGACAGGAAAUCAGUGCCGUAGUUCGCCGGAUCAUCUUAAAUCUGGAGGAUAAGAUCAUGGUCUUAGAGAAGAAAAUCGAUGCAAUCUCCGAUGCAAGACGAAAGGACUCUUUCCGAAGCAUCCAGGAAGCUUCGCCAGUCCACCAAUCCAGCUACCAAUCCACCGAGAUGCAGGAGGCAGCUGUCCAGUCCAUCAGUGAGGAGCUCUCUGUCAUGACUGAGGCGGUUUCAAAACUGAAGGAGGAUAUUUCGGUCAGCAAGGUGCACAUUGACGAGAUGACCCAGCAGGGACAGCAGAAUUUGGAGCUGGCCAGUCGCUUGCACGUCUUGGUGCAGAGCACGGCCUUAGAAGGAAUGGAUGAUGAGGGGACAUCAUUGUCACUUACACGCGUUCAGGUGAUGAUUGCAGCCGCUGCACGGCAGCUGGUGGCUGGAAGUAAAUGGAUCACUAAAGAGACCUUUGAUGGGCGUUUGGAGCAGAUCAGAGGGGAAUACUGCAAGGAGAUCCGGCAGCUGCAGGGAAGAUUGGAUGAGAUCAGCAACAAGGCUCAGACGAACAUGGCCCCGGUCGUGACCGUGCCGGUUGCUGCCAAGUUGCCGAAGAUGAUUUUCCAGAGAGUUCCCAACCAGGUUCCAUCAGAGGCUGAUCGACUGGGCACUGCUCCAGCCAAUCUGGUUCGCCCGCCAGUUCUGAUCCAGCCGAUGAGCGCCCGAGCGGGUGCCCGACCAGCCACAGAAGGAAGGCCUCGUGGACGUCAAGGACAGUGA
Messenger RNA from Durusdinium trenchii, 2667 nucleotides. Lineage: Eukaryota; Dinophyceae; Suessiales; Symbiodiniaceae. The record is from the annotation of a GenBank genome assembly.